Messenger RNA from Nyctereutes procyonoides (raccoon dog), 4829 nucleotides. RefSeq names its product VPS39 subunit of HOPS complex (gene VPS39). Gene Ontology annotation, biological process: intracellular protein transport; vesicle-mediated transport; autophagy. The record is from RefSeq and is a predicted model, not a curated record. Bases 153 to 2780 code for a protein of 875 amino acids. NCBI's taxonomy places the organism in Eukaryota, Metazoa, Chordata, Mammalia, Carnivora, Canidae. Gene Ontology annotation, cellular component: cytoplasm; membrane. The transcript is spliced from 25 exons. Gene Ontology annotation, molecular function: protein binding.
AGUCCUGUGUUGAUGGCUGUGGAGCGGUAGGCCUGUGGCUGGGGUGCCGCUUCGGCGUCGCGGUUGACCCCCUCUCAUUGGGCUGGUUCCCGGCCGAGGACCCGGCCCGGCCCACUCCGGGUGAAACUGCUGCGGUGACCCUGCUCGCCGCCAUGCACGACGCCUUCGAGCCAGUGCCGAUCCUAGAAAAGCUGCCUCUGCAGAUCGACUGUCUGGCUGCCUGGGAAGAAUGGCUUCUUGUUGGCACCAAACAAGGACAUCUUCUUCUCUAUAGGAUCCGAAAGGAUGCUGGUUGCAACAGGUUUGAAGUGACACUAGAGAAAUCCAAUAAAAACUUCUCCAAAAAGAUUCAGCAGAUCCAUGUGGUUUCCCAGUUUAAGAUUCUGGUCAGCUUGUUAGAAAAUAACAUUUAUGUCCAUGACCUAUUGACCUUUCAACAAAUCACCACAGUUUCAAAGGCAAAGGGAGCAUCACUAUUCACAUGUGACCUCCAACACACAGAGACUGGUGAGGAGGUAUUGCGGAUGUGUGUGGCCGUGAAAAAGAAGCUGCAGCUCUAUUUCUGGAAGGAUAGGGAAUUUCAUGAAUUGCAGGGGGACUUUAGUGUACCAGAUGUGCCCAAGUCUAUGGCAUGGUGUGAAAACUCUAUCUGUGUGGGUUUCAAGAGAGACUACUACCUAAUAAGGGUGGAUGGAAAAGGGUCCAUCAAAGAGCUCUUUCCAACAGGAAAACAACUGGAGCCGUUAGUUGCACCUCUGGCAGAUGGAAAAGUGGCUGUGGGUCAGGAUGAUCUCACCGUGGUGCUCAAUGAGGAGGGGAUCUGCACACAGAAAUGUGCCUUGAAUUGGACAGACAUCCCAGUGGCCAUGGAGCACCAGCCUCCCUACAUCAUUGCAGUUUUGCCUCGAUAUGUGGAGAUCCGAACAUUUGAGCCAAGGCUUCUGGUCCAGAGCAUUGAAUUGCAAAGGCCCCGCUUCAUUACCUCUGGAGGAUCAAACAUAAUCUAUGUGGCUAGCAAUCAUUUUGUUUGGAGACUCAUUCCUGUCCCCAUGGCAACCCAAAUCCAACAGCUUCUCCAGGACAAGCAGUUUGAAUUGGCUCUACAGCUCGCAGAAAUGAAAGAAGAUUCUGACAGCGAAAAGCAGCAACAGAUCCAUCACAUCAAGAACUUGUAUGCCUUCAACCUCUUCUGCCAGAAGCGUUUUGAUGAGUCCAUGCAGGUCUUUGCUAAGCUUGGCACAGAUCCUACCCAUGUGAUGGGCCUGUACCCAGACCUGCUGCCCACAGACUACAGAAAGCAACUGCAGUAUCCUAACCCACUGCCAGUGCUGUCGGGGGCUGAAUUGGAGAAGGCACAUUUAGCUCUGAUUGACUACCUGACACAGAAACGAAGCCAAUUGGUAAAGAAGCUGAAUGACUCUGAUCACCAGUCUAGCACCUCCCCUCUCAUGGAAGGCACUCCGACCAUCAAAUCCAAGAAGAAGCUAUUGCAAAUCAUUGAUACCACCCUGCUCAAGUGCUACCUCCAUACGAACGUGGCCUUGGUGGCGCCUCUGCUGCGCCUGGAGAACAAUCACUGCCACAUCGAGGAGAGUGAGCAUGUGCUGAAGAAGGCGCACAAGUACAGUGAACUGAUAAUCCUGUAUGAGAAGAAGGGGCUCCAUGAGAAAGCUCUGCAGGUGCUGGUGGACCAGUCCAAGAAAGCAAACUCCCCUCUGAAAGGCCAUGAGAGGACAGUGCAGUAUCUGCAACAUUUGGGCACAGAAAACCUGCAUUUGAUUUUUUCCUACUCAGUAUGGGUGCUGCGAGACUUCCCAGAGGAUGGCCUGAAGAUAUUUACCGAAGACCUCCCGGAGGUGGAAUCUCUGCCACGAGACCGAGUGCUAGGCUUCUUAGUGGAGAAUUUUAAGGGUCUAGCUAUUCCUUAUCUGGAGCAUGUCAUUCACGUUUGGGAGGAGACAGGCUCUCGAUUCCACAACUGCCUGAUCCAGCUGUACUGUGAGAAGGUGCAAGGUCUGAUGAAGGAGUAUCUCCUAUCCUUCCCUGCAGGCAAAACUCCAGUCCCUGCUGGAGAGGAAGAGGGUGAGCUGGGAGAGUACCGACGGAAGCUCCUUAUGUUCUUGGAAAUUUCUGGCUACUAUGAUCCAGGCCGGCUCAUCUGUGACUUUCCUUUUGAUGGCCUCUUAGAAGAGCGUGCACUGCUGCUGGGGCGCAUGGGAAAGCAUGAGCAAGCGCUCUUCAUCUACGUGCACAUCCUGAACGACACAAAGAUGGCUGAGGAGUACUGCCACAAGCAUUACGACCAAAACAGAGAUGGCAACAAAGAUGUGUAUCUGUCCCUGCUCCGGAUGUACCUGUCGCCCCCUAGUGUUCAUUGCCUGGGACCCAUCAAACUGGAACUGCUGGAGCCACAGGCCAACCUCCAGGCCGCCCUGCAGGUCCUCGAGCUGCACCACAGCAAGCUGGACACCACUAAGGCCAUCAACCUUCUACCAGCAAACACUCAGAUUAAUGACAUACGUAUCUUUCUGGAAAAGGUCUUGGAAGAAAAUGCACAAAAAAAACGGUUCAAUCAAGUGCUCAAGAACCUCCUCCAUGCAGAAUUUCUGAGGGUCCAGGAAGAGCGGAUUUUACACCAGCAGGUGAAGUGCAUCAUCACAGAGGAGAAGGUGUGUAUGGUGUGUAAGAAGAAGAUUGGGAACAGUGCAUUUGCAAGAUACCCCAAUGGAGUGGUCGUGCACUACUUCUGUUCCAAAGAGGUAAACCCAGCCGACACCUGAGCCCAGCAUGCCAAGGAUUCUUCAGAUGGACAGUUCAGCUAUCCCAGAGAGGAGAAGGAGCACCGGCCUUAGGAUUGGGGGGCUGGCUACAUCCACCACCAGGUGUCUCCCCAUUUGGACACAACUGGCUACCUUGAGCCCUGGAAUAUCUCUGAAUUUAUCAGACUUAUGGUCUGUGUUACCAGCUUUUUGAUAGAAAAAGAAGAUAUUAGCUAUACCUUAUAUACCAUUAUGUUGCAGGCAGUUUCAGAGAAUUUACUACCCGCUUUGACGGAAAGAGGUGGGGAAGGGCAUCCUCCUGCCUUUGCACACCAAUCACCUGAACAAGGAAAGUGUCUCAAGUGUCCGUACCCCCGAGAUUGUUUAUGCAGAGUUUUCUAUUAAGACACGUGCAGGACUUGACGUGGAACCCUCUGCAUGGUGGCCUGGAGUCUGGGAGGAGAGCAGUCCUAGGGCUCCCCUCGCUUCACUGGCUGGCCCUGGCUCUCAGGUGACAGAAAUCAUUUCUCCAUAGUCACAACCCCACACCUCCCUCUCGCCCCCCCACCCUCAUCCCCUUGGGUCUGCCCACUUAUCUCUUCCUGUUUCAGUCUCCAUUUCGUCUUUGCUAUUGAUUGUCUUCCUUUAUCUCCCUUCACUGUUCCCCCACACACACACUUUGUCUCCCAUUUUUCCCAUGCAGGGAAUAAGUGAUAUAAACAAGAUAAAAUGAGAAGCAAGAGGACAUCUCAGUUUUCAGCAUACACUGAUUUGAUCAUUGAUUGUCAGGUAUGCUGUAAAUAGGUCCUCCUUGGAUAAGAGCUGUAUGCCUGGAAGCUUAGGGGAGCACUGUCCUCCAUCCCCCCUGGAGCCGUAUGUGACAGUGGCUCUAAGGAUGGCCUGCACUAGGUAUAAGACCUCUUAGGCAGACACCUGCAGCGGUGCCCGCUCCUAGGCUGCUGCUUGAGUGUCUGUGAGCCAAGUGCUUCAUACUUUGGCGCCUUUCUCUUUGCAGCCAGUGUGGUCCGCUUACCUCCCAGUUCAGCCUGGCAGUCCUUCUCCAGCUUUGUUCUGCUGGGGUUGGAGGACUGCACUGGCAUGUCACAGGUAGGUGGAUCUCUGCUACACACAAGACCGAUCAGAUGGGGAACUGACAGGGAUGUGAGGUCAGGCAUGUUUGUGAGGUGCCCAGGGACAGCUGAGAGCACUGCGGGAGGUGGGAGCAGCAGCAGCACAUGGGUUUAUGAAGGAACUCACUGCGAGAUCCCUGGAGUAGGAGGCAGGGAGACCCCCCUCCUCCCAACAGGGCACUGAAGGCCCACAGGAGGAGUGGCUAGUACUGCAGACCGAGGACCUACAGGCAGAGCAGCCCUGCAUCCUGUCUUCCCUGUGAUUUGCAGACACAGCCUUGAUGCUGCUGUGUUUUUAAGGUGGGAAGGGUGGGCGAUGGCGCCCAGCCCUGACAGUGUUUUAGUAGCCUGUCCUUGACAUGCUGUGGUUCUUUUUAAACCGAUGCUCUGUGCCAUGUUGGGCCUGUGUUGUAGGCCAGCUGGCCGGUGUUGUAGACUAGGCUCCUCCCUGGCACACUGCCUCGGAGGGUCUGAAGGUACAGAGUAUGUGCCCUCAGCAUCACACAUGCAGAUAGGGGCUCUGCUCAGGUUUGGGAGGCAAAGUGGUGCUUCUGAAGAGCCACAUCCUAACUGGCACGAGAAGCAUUGCUACCCUUGGACCUGUUUGCACAAGCUCAAAGAAGCUUCCCAUGCGAGCAGCAGUCAAGUCAUCAAGCCAGCCCUCUGUGCAGCAGAAACCCGCCCUGCGACUCAAACCCCGUCUUCCUGGCUUGCUGUGUUUGUAUCUUCCAUUCCCACAACCUGUGUGGCACAUGUGUUUGAAGCAAUAAAGAAUGUGUAUUUUCUUUCUGGAAUACAUAAACCGCGCAGUUUUCCCAAACUCCAUUCUUCCUUCCCUGGACUCUCUUUGCCCUCUGUGGAGGUACGGAGAAGGCUAGAGACUGGAAAGCUCUGUAAUGACUUAUGAGGAUCUCUUAUAAUAAACAUCAUAAAGUAAGGA